Ramularia collo-cygni is the source of this 288-nucleotide messenger RNA. RefSeq lists its product as uncharacterized. NCBI's taxonomy places the organism in Eukaryota, Fungi, Ascomycota, Dothideomycetes, Mycosphaerellales, Mycosphaerellaceae. The record is from RefSeq and is a predicted model, not a curated record. The coding region runs from base 1 to 288 and encodes 95 amino acids. The transcript has 2 exons.
AUGAAAGUAAUAGAUCCAAUAGUCGCAUAUUUGGAUCCCCAACAUUGGGGCGACAACGACCGUAUACGAGGACACGAUGUUGAGGAAAGUCGAAGCGUUGGUGAGCAGUUGCCACGGACAGGCCGUACAAGCCACGGCCAAGGCAAGCAAAGCACCUCGUCGAAUGUUGAGAUACUUUGGAACGAUACAAGCGAGAUCUAUGCCCGUGCUGAAGCAGUUCUCCAAAGAGUUCAGGACCAAUUGAGAAGCCAAAAGACCAAGACCGGCAAAGAAAGCGGCUGCUCGUGA